ACAUAACAUGGCGCAAUGCAUUUUUCAUAAACUGAAACAAUAAAAAAAAACUGUGGAAAAAGUAGAAAUAUUUUUGUGAUUCUGAACAAGUUAAUACAAAAACCUAAAGAGCGGUGUGAAAAAUGCAUUAAUCAGAAUUAAAUAAAAAAACACAGCAACAACAGCAAAUUAUGAAUAAUAAAAGAGCGCGCAAAACUUUUUACACAUUUUUCAAUUAAUAACAUCCCCCGCCAAUCUGGGAGGGAAUGAAGCUGGGGCGCAGGACCAGAAUAUUGCCAAACCGCUAAAUGUUAAUUAGUUAAAAGCCCAAACUACGCAUUAACACAAUCGGAAAACCCCAGGUCCCAAACCCCCAAACCCAGUGUAAAUGCAAACACAGACAGAGGCAUCAUAUUUUCCCCAGUUUCAGUUUUUUGAUUUUAGUUGCAAAUGCGUUUUUUUUUUGCAUUUUUGUUUUGCGCCAUUAAUACAUUAUGUGCAAUCCGCCUAUGUACUCGCCUGGGCUGAAUGUUUGUACAGCUUCCUAUAUAAAUUAAAUGGCCAUGUCAAAAAAGUCAAUAUUUAGCGAACCAAUAAAAAAAGAAAUCACAACGCCUAACUGGCAGCAGCAGGUGUGGGGCAGUGGGCUAAUAUACCUUUUGCGCAAAAAGAAAGAUGUAUUUCAUAAUGAGCACAGAUCCUUUCGUUAUCAGUUACGGACACCUAAACACAGAGUGAGUCGUUACAAAAGAUUGAACCUAAUUUAAUUAGGAACACAUUACAAAAUUUAAAAAUGUACUAUUUAUGUACUAUGCUUCUGGUUUCCAUUUCAAGCAGGAAAAUCAUUUAAAUUCAUUUCGCAUUCUGAAAUUUUCCGCCAGGCAUUCUAUAGUUCAUUGGCAUGUCAAUUAAUUCUCAGACAACCUCUCAGCUCUUACAUUUCAAUUUCAUUAAUAAUUUUUUAAUCAUGCAUUAACACUUGCAAUAAUUAAACCAAAGCCCCAGUUCGCUCGCUUGCAUUUUCAUGUCAGCAGCAAAAGUGUUGACAAAUCUAUUUUGCCAAUUUUUUUAAACCGGCAAAUAUCUAACACCCAAAAAUGGCAAGGUCAAUGCUAUAGACUCAAAAAAUCCAUUUCCAUUUAUAUCUAAACAAACUGAUAAAAACAAGUUGAAAAAGAGCCACAUUGACAGCCCAACAAAGCAAACAAAUGCUUAACUCAUGAAUGAAUAAUUUGUCGCGUUUAGAACUAGAAGCUAUCGAAUUGGAGCACUCCAAUAAAAAACCGAGCAGAAAAAUACCAUUGAGGACUUUCACCUGGAAAAUUCCACAGGAUGUCUGCGGCAUGUCUGCACCUAGCUAUCCACAAAAAAUCGAAAAACCCGGUGGAGGUUGAAAAAGCACAGCCAAGCAUUUAUACAAAUAUAGUAUAUAGAAAAAAAUCUAAUCGAAGGCAGUCCAAAAAGAAAAAUGCAUAGAAAAUGGAAAAACGAAAUCGCUUCGCAAAAAGUCGAACCCCAGCCCAAAAAGCCAAAUUCGUGUGGAAAAAAUAUUUUUGUCGCGUAAAAACGUAAAGGGGAAUAAGGAAAAAAUGUGAGCAGGCGUACCAAUUGAAAAUGCAAAAUAAAAGUGAACCGUGGAAAAAAUGGCGUUAGAUUUAGGACAACAAAAGCGGAGACAAAAAGUCGCUUUUCCAGCUCCCCGGUGCACCCAGUCGAAACCAAAGCGUUUUUGCGGUCGGAUCUCGCAGGUUUUCAGUGGAGCUUCGUUUCUGUUAUUUCCCCUUUAUUUAAUAUUGGCUUUGGCAGUUGGGGCACAAUGUCAACAAAGCGCUAACAGAGCUUCAACAAAGUUAUUUUGCUUCUCAAAUUGUUGCAUUCGCAUUCAUUAGAAACUGAGUUGUGAGAAUUCUCGGGGUCUAUCUCUGGUCAGAGGAUGAAGUGUUAAAGGGCUAAUGCGUUAAAAUACGUUUUUUAGAUCAGAUCAGGUUACAUAACAACUGUAAGAUGGUAAAGGUGUAUUCGAACACAAAAGUCACUUUAUUCCUAAUUUUAGAAUCUAAUUUUGAAUAUUUGGGACGAACUGCGUUUGGGUUGGGAAUUAAACGGGUUGUGUUUCUCAAUAAUAAUAUGCAAAAACAUUACAGUUAAACAAUAGAUAUAUAUAAAAAAGUUAAUACAAAAACUAUAAAAUAUAACGAAGUAAGAGUGAAAAACUAAAGAUACCUGUCAACCCACGAAGAAAAAUUGUGCUUGGUCCAGUGAAUUAGAACUUAACCAAAAUAGAUUUAAUAAGCAGCCAAAUGGAAGGCCGUCUCAUCGAGUAUCGGCCGAUAGGCGGUGGUCUGGACUACCAUCACAAUUCGCCGUUGAUCGGGGAGAUCCCGCCCGCUGGCGGGGAUUACUCCCAUGCCGUGCAUCGAUCCAUUGAUCACCUGCGGAACAGCCUCAACGAGCGGGUGGCCCUGGGUCCACUUAGUGUGUUCUCCAACACGGCCGACUUAAGGAACUCCGUCCUUAGCUACAGCCAGCAGCCCCACCAGCAACCACAGCCACCGCAGCAGCAGCAGCAGCAACAGCAGCAGCAGCACCACCAGCAGCAGCAACACCAGUACCAGUUGGUGCCGGAACCCAAGCCGAGUAUCACCAAUCUGGAGAGCAGUGUGGCCUCCUCGGCGGUCAGUGGAUCAGUGGCCAGUAGCCAAAAGCACCUGAACGAUGCGGUGGUCAGCAGUAGCAGUGGGAGCAGCAGCACAGCUGGACCCGCUCCCACAGGAUCCACCAGGGGCCGCAAGUCCCGGAUCUACCCCAAUCCCAACCAGCACAUCAUAGUGACCAGCAAUAGCGUCGACAAUGGCGGCAUCCGGAUGCAGAAUGCGACGCUGAACGAAAGAAAUUCUCAAAAUUCCUCUGCGGGGGCUACUGGCGUUGGCAAUGUGACCACGGCAGCGGGAUCCGGCAACGGCAUCUCGUCCUCCACCAGCUCGCCGCACCACAUGACCCAGUUGGACGUUAAGGACACCAAGAUUUUUAGCUCGAAGGCUGAUCUCCAGCUGCACACACAGAUCCACAUGCGAGAGGCUAAGCCGUACAAGUGUACACAAUGCUCGAAGGCCUUUGCCAACUCGUCGUAUCUGUCGCAGCACACCCGGAUCCACCUGGGCAUCAAGCCGUACCGCUGUGAGAUCUGCCAGCGAAAGUUCACGCAGCUCUCGCAUCUGCAGCAACACAUCCGGACGCACACGGGCGACAAGCCGUACAAGUGCAGGCAUCCCGGCUGCCAGAAGGCCUUCUCGCAGCUCUCCAACCUGCAGUCGCACUCGCGGUGCCACCAGACGGACAAGCCGUUCAAGUGCAACUCCUGCUACAAGUGCUUCUCGGACGAGCCCUCGCUGCUGGAGCACAUCCCCAAGCACAAGGAGUCGAAGCACCUAAAAACGCACAUCUGCCAGUACUGCGGCAAGUCGUACACUCAGGAGACCUACCUGACCAAGCACAUGCAGAAGCACGCGGAGCGGACGGACAAGCGACCACCUAUCGUGCCGGGCAGUGCGGCGGCCAUUGCAGCGGCGGCCGCUGCAGCUGCCGGAGGGUCGGCAAACCCGACCAAUGGACCGCCCCCGCCGCCCAAUCCCGCUCAGCAUCAGCGCAAUAACUUGGGCUUGCCCCCCGUCUCCAUUGCCCCCAGCGACAACGGCUACUGGCCAAAGGUAAGUCCGGACUCGGCCGCUGCAGCCAACGCCAUGGAGGUGAUGCACCAGCAGCAGCAACAACAGCAGCAGCAGCAACAGCAGCAGCAGGCGCACCACCACCAUCCGCAGCACGGAGUCCCGCCGCAGCAACAUGUCCCGCCCCAGCAGCAGCAGCAGCAACAGCAGCAGCAGCAACACCACCAUCCGCAGCAGCAGCCUCCUCCGCAGCACAGCAUGGAAACCCACUACGCGCAGCCGACGGCUCCUAACGGAGCCCAAAGCAACGGACACGGUACGGAGUUGCAGCCCCAUCAUCGCAUGCCCGAUCCUGUGCGGGAGGAUAUUGCCUCGACGCCCAGCGCCGUAGGUCCCUAUGAUGCCGCAUCCAUAACGAAAGCCAACAGCAACUCGGCGUUCACGCCGAUCAACUCGAUGCCCCCGCACCUGAACUCUCUGAGCCACCACCCAAUGGCCCAGCGGCCCUAUCUCUACGAUGCCAUCAGCUUCCCGAACAAGAACGUGAACCAGAACAACGCGAACGGGUUCCCCAACCAGCUGAUCUCGCUGCACCAGAUCCGCAACUACGCCCACCAGCCGGCGGGAUUGAUGGCGGGGGAGCACCUCCUGGGCGUGAGUGUGGGUCCUGGGAAGGACAAGGGAUAGCUGGGGGCCUACUUCUAAGUUGAAGGUAGUUCAUCAGUUGUUCAUCCGUUCUCCAAGCGGAGGCGAGGCGUGCAUUCCUGUACAGUAUUAAUUUGUAGUUAGUUGUAGCGAGUGAAGGUCAUUUUGUAAUUUUUGUAGAUCUUCUUGGGUUAAGUUAAGGGUGUUCCGCGCACUCGAUAAGAACUCUGUAAAUGGCCAACGAUACGUACUCUAAUUUGAAAAACACCGUCCAUGCCUAUGUUUACACAAUGUCUUGAAACACAAGCACCAGUUCCGAUAAAGAUCCUGCGAUAUAAACGUGUAUGUCCAGUAAAAGUUAUCCCGUCAAGUGAUUAGUUUUCCAGGACCUCGUAUAUGGCCGCUUGUAUAUAUAUAAUUGGAAAUGAAUUUGUUUUCGAUGCACACGGAUCUCGCAAUUUUGAAGCAAUGAUUUUGAAGCAGACAUCAAAAACUGCUCACUGAGCCGAUAUAUUUGUACAUAGAUAUACAACAUCACCUAAAGGAACUUACAAGAAAACGUAACGUACAUUUAAAUACAAAUCCUCAUAUAUAUUUGUUUAGGUGUAUCGUAUUAAAUACAGAUAUUUCCGAGAGAAUCUCCUCGAAAAACGAAACACAAAAUGCAAAAUGAAUUCAAAAAAAUCAAAUGUGUUUACAACUAUAAAUGAAACUAUGCGAUAGAUGAAAACUAUUUUGAAAAAACAUUUCUAAGUAUAUGUUGGCAGUUGCUAAAACCGAAAAAUAUAAAUUAAAACAAAACCGAAAAGAGAUGCACUAAUUUUUGGAAAGACUGAAGAGAUCGAAAUUAACAAACCAGCGGAGAAUUGAUGAAAAUCAAACAUUUUAAAGAGCGUUUUUACUGCAGUUACUAAGCAAACUGAAUGUGUCCUAUAAAAUUUCGUACUAAAUGGCAGAAACUCAACCUAAACGUGAAUACGAGUAUGACAACAUCAAAUGUAAUGUAUUAUUAAAUAAUGUAAUUCUAAUUUUAAUCCUAAUCUAAAUUAACGUUAAACUAACCGAUAGCUAGUGUUUAACUCCAAAACGCAAUCUCAAUGUAAAGACAAAACGAAAAUGGAACACAAAAGAAAAUACCUACAGUUAAGUGAAUAGCAAAUGAACUUUGAACCACACACACUCCACAUACACACGCAUUAAAUAGAAACAUUCGGGGUAUUCAGAUAGCCGAGCUAAAUGAUUAUUUGUUUUACCGUCUAACGUUUACAGCAGAUUACAAAACGAUUCAAUGGCUAAGAUAUGCAAAUACACGGACAGUUCCCGGUUGGACUUGGAUUGGAUAUCCAGCUGAAUAUGCAUACGUACUUAUAUAAUUGUCAAUAGUAGAUGUGUGUUCCUCAGUUGAUGUAAAUUGAUUUUCGACUAACCACAAACUCAACCCGUAAUAAAGUGAAUUAAAUGUU
This is a messenger RNA of Drosophila yakuba, 5752 nucleotides long. RefSeq names its product zinc finger protein rotund. Gene Ontology annotation, biological process: regulation of transcription by RNA polymerase II. NCBI's taxonomy places the organism in Eukaryota, Metazoa, Arthropoda, Insecta, Diptera, Drosophilidae. The record is from RefSeq and is a predicted model, not a curated record. Gene Ontology annotation, molecular function: RNA polymerase II cis-regulatory region sequence-specific DNA binding; DNA-binding transcription factor activity. The transcript is spliced from 3 exons. The coding region runs from base 2280 to 4331 and encodes 683 amino acids.